AUGCCUGAAUACAACCCCUCCGACCUGCCAAACGGCCACUCGGCCACACCGGCUGUUUCUUCGCCAACGGCUUACCAGCCGAGGUACAUUGACAUCGGUAUCAACUUGGCGGAUCCCAUCUUCAGGGGUCGCUACCGCGGCAAAGUUGCACACCCCGAUGACCUCGAGGGUGUUGUGGCUAGAGCCGUGGAGGUGGGAUGUACGAAGCUCAUUGUGACGGGGUCGUCCAUGAAAAGCUCAAGGAACGCACUGCAAUUAGCCAAACAAUUCCCCGGCACCGUCUUCACAACAGCAGGCAUCCACCCCUGCAGCAGCUCCAUCUUCGGCCUCUCUCACCAGAAACACCAUGAAGAGAGCGAAGAGGUAGAAGAGCCAGAGGACCACACGCCUGCCUGCGGCCCAGACCCUACGCAGCCCAUCCAAGACGGCCAUGGCAUCAACCACACCCGCAGCGAGCAGAUCAUUAAGGACCUAGCCGACCUCAUCGCCCAAGCUCGCACCCACACCGUGACCGCAUCCCCCGAACUCGUCGCCUUCGGGGAGUUCGGGUUGGACUACGAUCGCCUGCAUUUCUGCUCCAAAGAAGCCCAGCUCCACUCUUUCGCCGCCCAACUCCAACUCGCCGCCUCCAUCUCCCCACAACUACCUUUAUUCCUCCACUCGCGUGCCGCCCACACCGACUUCGUCCGCCUCCUCAAGGAUGCCUUUGGCCCGCGCCUCGAGCGCCUCGAGAAAGGCGGCGUGGUACACAGCUUCACAGGCACAGCGGAAGAGAUGCGGGAACUGAUGGAUCUGGGCCUGUACAUCGGCAUCAAUGGGUGUAGUUUCAAGACGGCAGAGAACUGCGAUGUCGUUCGGGAAGUGGACUUGUCGCGGCUGAUGAUCGAGACGGAUGGGCCGUGGUGUGAAGUUCGUCCGGCGCAUGAAGGGUGGAAGUAUCUGGUUGAGUGGGAGGCCAAGGCGAAGGCAGCUGCUGAAGCGGAAGCGGAAGCCCAACAACAACAACAACAACAACAAGCUAAAAAGAACCAAAAGAAAGAGCCGGAAGUCCCUGAUCGGUUCAAGGUUGUCAAGAAGGAGAAGUGGGUGGAGGGAGCGAUGGUCAAGGGCCGCAAUGAGCCGUGUACGAUUGAGCGGAUUGCGAGGAUUAUCGCGGGGAUUAAGGGGGUUUCGGUGGAGGAGGUGUGCGAGGCCGCGUGGGCGAAUACGGUCAAUGUUUUUGACGUGGAUGGGUGA
Messenger RNA from Dichotomopilus funicola, 1236 nucleotides. Its product is annotated as deoxyribonuclease Tat-D. Gene Ontology annotation, molecular function: 3'-5'-DNA exonuclease activity. The transcript has 4 exons. Gene Ontology annotation, cellular component: cytosol. The record is from RefSeq and is a predicted model, not a curated record. Lineage: Eukaryota; Fungi; Ascomycota; Sordariomycetes; Sordariales; Chaetomiaceae. The coding region runs from base 1 to 1236 and encodes 411 amino acids.